CCACAUACCUGUUUCUUUGUGUCACCUACAUUUUCACUCACAAAACACUCGUUGAUAGAGAGAGAAACAGAUAGGAGAGAGAAGUGAAAAUGUUGGUACAUUAGGCAAAAUAAGAGAGUAUUAAUGCAAGAAAGAGGAUGAGUUUGUUAUGCAGUCCAUGGCCAUUCAGUAUUCUGCUCAUUAUUAUUAUGCAUUUUCACCAUCUCCUCAAAGGGAUCUUUCUUACAUUCAUAAUUGCAAAAUCAAGCCUUCACCACCUGCUAUUUUGCUUGACAGAAGACAAUCUUACAAUACCCUUGGUUUCCAGGCUGCAAGGCUUUUGGGUCCUCCGGCAAGAUUUGAAGCUUCGAAAUUGAAAGUUGUAUUCAUGGGAGAAGAAUCUGAGAGGAACACCAGAACUAUGCCCAGAACAUACACCCUCUCCCAUUGUGACUUUACAGCCAAUCUAACGCUAACCAUCUCAAAUAUCAUCAACCGAGAUCAGUUGAAAGGAUGGUAUAAUAAAGAUGAUGUGCUUGCCGAGUGGACUAGAGUAAACGGGAGCUUGUUCCUCGAUGUCCAUUGUUACGUGAGCGGACCAAAUCGCUUUCUAGACCUGGCUGCAGAAUUCAGAUACUACAUAUUUUCAAAGGAAUUGCCUUUGGUACUUAAGGCUGUGCUGUAUGGAGAUUCAGAUCUUUUCAAAGAGCAUCAAGAACUAACGGACGCCCUAGUUCGCGUAUUUUUCCAUUCGAGCUCAAAGAAAUACAAUCGCGUUGAAUGCUGGGGGCCACUCAAGGAUGCUGCUCGAGGAAGAGGAGAUAAGAUUAAUGGGUUUUCCUCUGCAAGCAAGGAAAGUUCUGGGCCUCCAAUAACUUGGGGAAUUCCAAAAGCUAUCUUCCAAGCAUUUGCUGCCUUCCUUCUUUAACUUUAUGCAAUACAAGCAGGCAACAUAAGCAGUACUGGGAUUUCAAGAAGAUACAUUUGAAUCCAAAUUGUCAAUUGUUCGGUACAGACAAGAAUUGUUUUUAAGGUCAUCUAAUUCUUUUGCACCUUUUAAGAUUUGCUCAGUAAUUCUUGACUGUCAAUUCUUAUAAAAUCGAGAAAGCUAUUCAUUUUCAUAAACAAUUUUGAUGUUCAAAAUGAUAAACUUAAAUGAGCCAUUGUGCACCCUUGCUA
This is a messenger RNA of Olea europaea var. sylvestris, 1158 nucleotides long. Its product is annotated as protein STAY-GREEN LIKE, chloroplastic-like. The transcript is spliced from 5 exons. Bases 149 to 907 code for a protein of 252 amino acids. The record is from RefSeq and is a predicted model, not a curated record. NCBI's taxonomy places the organism in Eukaryota, Viridiplantae, Streptophyta, Magnoliopsida, Lamiales, Oleaceae.